AUGAUUUGCCCAGAUUUUUUAGAAUUUCAGGACAUCCUUAAAAAGAUGCGAGUAUUGGAUGAUAAGAUAGUGUACACUUUAAAUUCUUCCAUACCCACGGAGUCUUUCAAAAAGAAAGUUGAUGCAACAGCAGUUUGUCAAGAACUAUACGUCCAAAUUCAAAAAGGUCAUGAAGAAAGAGAAAAUGUUAUAAAAAAUUGUAUUGUUGUUACUGCUGAAACAGUAAAAAAAUUGAAAUCAGUGAAAGAAAAUAAUCCAGAGGAUUUCGAUGUCAUGAAAAGUUUAAAAACUGAACAAAGAAAGUUACGGCUUCUACAGACAGAGUUGAGUGUGGAAGAAGUAAUAAAGGAAAAAACAAGUAAACUGUUCAAUGAGAAAUGUAGAUCAUAUUUUAAGCCAAAUGAUUUA
Molecule: messenger RNA, 408 nt
Organism: Iphiclides podalirius (scarce swallowtail)
Lineage: Eukaryota; Metazoa; Arthropoda; Insecta; Lepidoptera; Papilionidae
Source: the annotation of a GenBank genome assembly